CUACAGUCAGCCGUUCAGCGUGGACGACGGGCGUCCGGGCGUUAAAAACUACGAUGUUUCUCCGGCGAACCAAUUCGGUAGUGUUACUGAUAUUUGGAUGUCUACUAAUUAUAGAUGGCCACGAGGAAAAAAAUCGCACCAAACGUGGACGGAAUGCGCGGACAUCGAACACCCCGCAAACGAGUGCCGAACCCAGCCAAGAUCUCGACACCAAAGGCAACAACGAGCAGGAUGUGCCCGUAAUACCGCCCGGUUUUUUGAGCCCAUCCGUGCAGGAGUAUCUGGAGCUGGGCAAAUCCAUUCCAGGCCGACCAGGAACUGACUACCCAAUUCUGGCCACCAUCCCGUACACCAACUUCUACUGCGACGAGCAAGAAUAUCCGGGCUUUUUCGCCGACAUGGACACGAGAUGUCAAGGAUGGCAUUAUUGCGACAUCGAUGGACGGCAAGCGACGUUCCUCUGUCCGAACGGUACGCAAUUUUCGCAAGCGGUGUUCGUGUGCGACUGGUGGUUUAACGUGCGCUGUGAUCUUUCGCCCCGGCUGUACUCGAUCAAUGCCCGGCUCUACCAGCGGCCCAAGUUCAAUCCGACGCAACCGCACCGAGUCAUCACACGGCAGCUGGUGGACGAGAUUUUUAACGUCUAGAGAUGCCGCAUGCGUGUGCUAAAUACCUUCACUAUUUAUUUUAUAGUUGUGCUAGUGUGUAAG
Molecule: messenger RNA, 710 nt
Organism: Anopheles maculipalpis
Lineage: Eukaryota; Metazoa; Arthropoda; Insecta; Diptera; Culicidae
Exons: 5
Coding region: 54-647 (197 amino acids)
Cellular component (GO): extracellular region
Molecular function (GO): chitin binding
Source: RefSeq, a predicted model, not a curated record